Molecule: messenger RNA, 4429 nt
Organism: Falco peregrinus (peregrine falcon)
Lineage: Eukaryota; Metazoa; Chordata; Aves; Falconiformes; Falconidae
Gene: NEXN
Product: nexilin F-actin binding protein
Exons: 12
Coding region: 510-2657 (715 amino acids)
Biological process (GO): mitochondrial fusion
Source: RefSeq, a predicted model, not a curated record
UGGGAACUUUUAUUAGUUCAGACCCACGCAGGGUCAGGCAUCGGCAAAGUGUCUGUGAUCUUCACGUUUUACAACAUAAAAUCACUGGACUUCUGAGUUUCUCUAAACACUAAAGUAGUAUACAGUGCAUUGGAAGUUUUAAAUGAACAAAUAAUACUAUUUUUUAUUUAAAAAAACAUACAUGGCUGUAGAAGGUUGCAGAGGAAAGCAUACCUAUUGUGUUAUAGGUCUAUGUCUUUAUAUCUAUUUUAAAUGUUAGGGGCUAUGUUAGAGAGGCUCUUUGGUGACUGCUUAUGAUUGAAAGCAACGAUAUAAAUCUGUGCCUAAUUUUUAAAGCCCUAAUAAUUGAAAAUGUAUAUUCACAUAGUUCAUAUACUUAGUUAUGUAGCUAUUCAUUACAAUGGCUUAUAGCCUAUGUUUAAUACAAUGCUAAAUGUUGUUAGAUAUAUUAUUUAUUAUUAGUUGAUUAUUUGUUAUUAGCUGUUAACAAAUACAAUGACGCUUAAUUGAUGAUGGUUAGUGACACAAAGUUCAUAAUCUUAAAUGCAUUUCUCUUUUAUGUUCUUGCAUUCUUUCUAAUCCAUCAGAAUGUUUCUGUCCACCUGUUUCAACUUUCUUUUUCUUAUCUUCAUUUCUUCUAUAUCUUCACCAAGAUUCUGCUUUCUUCAUCUAAACCCGUCCAAAAAUCCUAUGUGCCCAAGCUUCACAAGGGCGAUGUAAAGGAUAAAUUUGAAGCUAUGCAGAAAGCAAGGGAAGAAAGAAAUCAAAGGAGAUCUAGAGAUGAAAAGCAAAGAAGAAAAGAACAAUAUGUUAGAGAGAGAGAAUGGAACAGGAGAAAGCAGGAGAUGAAAGAACUCCUUGGAUCUGAUGAAGAUGAUGAUGCAAAAUUAUCUAAAAUAGAAAAAGGUUAUGUUCCAAAGCUAAUAGGAACCGUUAAAGGCAAGUUUGCAGAAAUGGAGAAGCAAAGGCAAGAAGAAGAAAGAAAAAGAAUGGAAGAAGAAAGAAAGCGCAGAAUUGAACAAGAUAUGAUUGAGAAAAGAAAAAUUCAAAGGGAAUUAGCAAAAAAAGCACAGGAGAUUGAUGACUUUAACAAUACGGGAACUGAAUCAGCAGCUGAGGAAGGGGAUGAUUCUCUGCUAGUUACAGUAGUGCCUGUAAAACCCACCAAAACACCUGGGAAGAUGAAAAUAAACUUUGAGAACACAGGAAAGGAGAGAGCUGAACAAAGACAGAGACAGGAUGAAGAAAUGAAGCUAAAAUAUGAGGAACAAAACCAAUUCCUUAAGGAAACCAAGGGCCUUUCAUUUGUCAAGGGUGAAAAUGAAGACAAGGAAACCCAAGAGCCUCUGUCUCCUGGUAAGCUGAAAGUUACAUUUGAAGAACUUGAAAGACAAAGACAGGAAAAUCAAAGGCGGCAAGCAGAGGAAGAAGCAAGGCAGCGUUUAGAAGAGGAAAAGCGUGCCUUCGAAGAAGCUAGACAGCAAAUGAUAAAUGAAGGUGGCGAUGAAGAAUCUGAAAGUUCCGUUAAAGAAUUCCGUCCUGGUAAACUGAGACUCAGUUUUGAGGAGAUAGAGAGACAGAGGAGAGAAGAGGAAAAGAGGAAAGCUGAAGAGGAUGCAAGACGACGCAUAGAAGAAGAGAAAAGAGCAUUUGCUGAAGCAAGGAAGAACAUGCAGGUGCUGGAUGACGACUCACCAGAAAUGUUUAAAACAGUUUCUCAAGAAUCUCUCAUACCUGGUAAACUGGAAAUUAAUUUUGAGGAGUUGCUGAGGCAAAAGAUGGAAGAAGAAAAGAGGCGCACAGAAGAAGAGCGUAGGCAAAAGUUGGAAAUGGAAAAGCAAGAAUUUCAACAGUUAAGACAAGAAAUGGGAGAGCUGGAAGAAGAGUCGGAAACUUUUGAGCUAAGCAAAGAAUAUGAAGAAUUAAUAAAGCUAAAAAGAAGUGGCUCUAUUCAGGCAAAGAGCUUAAAAAGCAAGUUUGAAAAAAUAGGACAAUUGUCUCAAGAAGAAAUACAGAAGAAGAUUGAAGAAGAGCGAGCAAAGAGAAGAGCAAUGGAUGAAGAAAUAAGAGAAAGGGAAGCUGAAAAAUUUCAAGAGGACGAUGAGGUAGAUGUGAGACCAGCCAAGAAAUCUGAGGCUCCAUUUACUCAUAAAGUAAACAUGAAGGCUCGUUUUGAACAAAUGGCAAGAGCCAGGGAAGAAGAGGAGCAGAGGAGAAUUGAAGAACAAAAAUUACUACGCAUGCAGUUUGAACAAAAAGAAAUUGAUGCGGCAUUACAGAAGAAAAGGGAAGAUGAAGAAGAAGAGGAGGGAAGUAUUAUCAACGGUUCUACUUGCGAAGAUGAGGAGGAUCAGGCUCGAUCUGGAGCUCCCUGGUUCAAGAAAUCACUGAAAAACACAUCAGUUGUUGAUGGCGAGCCAGUGAGAUUUACAGUUAAAAUUACUGGAGAACCAAAACCUGAAGUUACAUGGUGGUUUGAGGGGGAAAUGUUGCAGGACUCUGAGGACUAUCAAUACAUUGAAAGAGGAGAAACCUACUGCCUUUACUUGCCAGAAACCUUCCCAGAAGAUGAAGGGGAAUAUAUGUGUAAAGCAGUCAACAACAGAGGCACGUCUGCUAGCACCUGUAUUCUCACCAUUGAAACUGAUGACUACUAAUGCUCUACUUUAGCUGGAAUCUUUCUUCCCCUCCAAACUUUCUUAUUACAUCAUCUCUUUCUCUGAUGGGGCCAACUAAAGAAAGCAAGGAUAUGCAUUGAUUUGUCAUUCCUGCAUCAGAUAAGAGUAACCUUCAAAUUGUGAGUGUCCCGAGUUCCUUGAUCAAAUAAAAAAUUAGUGUUAAAAGGCUAAAAAAAGGAAUCAAUGUAUGAAAGAUCAGCUCAAAGAAAACACUGAAUUAUAAUUACUGGCUCCCACAUUUGAAGACCAACUGUUGUGUAAUAGUAUAAAGCUAAAUACACAAUCUGGAAACCUGUGUAGUAGUGUAAAUCUAUCAGUAUAUUUUGCAUGAACACUGAAUAUUUAAGCUGUUUUACUUUAUCCCAGAGGCACUAAACUGGCAAAAGGUAAUACUUACUGAUGACUUUCAAAACCCCCAGUGUACUAUUUUUAAAGAAUAAAAGAUGACAUAACUGCUCACUUCUGUUGUUUUGUUUCAAAGAGCAUUAGUUCUUUUGUUUUAAAUGGGCUUGCAUUUAAACUGUUAUGCUCUUACCAACCUAUGCAGUUGAUAACCCAAAAGUAGAACAACCUCAUUAAGGCUUGUAGUAGCCUUUAUAGUACCAACAUUUGCUUGUAAAACUUCCUGUAUCGCUUAAGCAAUGAAAAAAUCAGAACAGUUGGUGACAGCUACAAUAGGCUCUUAUUUUGAGUUGACAGGAAGCAAGCUUUAAGAAAAGUAUUUUCAGGAAGUGCCUAACUUCUCAACCUUUGUUCUCUCAAUGCAAUAAAUUUAUUACUGCACCUCUAAACAUCUGUCUUCUUAAUGCUACUGUACUAUUUUUCUCUAAGACCUCUUGACAUCAACACCAAUGUCAUUGUGCUAACACCAUCUGAACUGUUUAGCUUCAGCAGGAGUAAUUUUACAAGAGUCACAUUUUAUAGAACACUUAAUCUUAAGUCUUAAUAUAAAGAUAAGGUAAGCUGCAGCAAAUGAACUGAUGCACUUAAAAAAAUUUCCUGUGGUUUAAUCUUCUGACUGCUCCUUGUACAGUUAUCUAUUGAAAGUCACUUUUGCCUCAAUAAAAGUUAGAAAUUCAGAAACCUCUUGAAAAGAAUGGUAAUAGGCUGCCUGAUGUUUUGAAUUAUUAUCUAUCCUAAUAACGAUAUAUUCUGCUUCAUUUCAUGUGGGUGAUGUUCAUUCACAGAAGUACUAGUUGCUGCAGUAUCUUUCCUCUGAAGCUGUUAUUUCAAACUAACGAAGGCAGGGAUAGAAGCAUAAAAAAAGACAAAAACAUUGCUAUUAUUAUCCAUCAGUUUACAUUUAUUGAGAAAAACCAUACAAAAAACAUUAUACAGUUAACGUGUACCCAUAUUACAUACAAUGUCAAUGCAAGCUCAAAACCACAUUUUUGUAAAGCAUUCAAUUUACCUCAAGUCCAAGCUGCAUCUCCCUAAGACACUGUUCCCAUCACAGUUGCCUUUUAAAGCCAAUCUUCUUUUUACACACGGGUAGUUUCUGCAGAGAACACUUUUCUCAGGACGAAAAGGCAUUUCACAUGCACGUAAGAGAAAUAUUUGUGCAUACAUAGGAGUUUUAUAAGCUAUUACUAGGGAAGAGGGAAUCCUGUCAACUGUAUGCUUGCUGAAAAAGCCCAGUCCUCCCUUCCUCCCCCCACUUCCAGAAAAAAAAGCAAAAUAAGAAGUUUUUAGCAUGCAAUGGAAAACUUAAACAUUACUUUGGAAGAGAACAGGGAAGAAACAGUUUCCAU